CAGCGCAGCUAUGGCGCUGUGGUGGGGCCGAGCCCCGCAGCGCUGGGCCGCUGAACGGCGGCGGGAGCGGGAGGAGCGCACCCGGCAGCAGUGGGAGCAGGCCAGCCUCUCCUUCGCCAGAGCUGCUGUUUGCUGCUCCAGGCAGGCGAGGUGGAGCCAACCCCGCGUUCGCCCGCCCAGCCCGGCGGCGGCGCGGCGGGAGGCGGAGGAGGCGGCGGCGCGGCUGCAGCAGCGGCGGGAGCGGCUGCGGAGGCUGCUCGAUGAGGAGCGGCAGGCGCUGGCGGCGGAGCUGCGGCGGGGCCGCGGCGCUGAGGCCGGCGGGAUGCGGCAGCAGAGCGAGGAGCUGCGAGCUGGCCGGGAGGAGCGGAGGAGGAAGGUGGAGUCGGAGCUGCACGGGAAGCAUGUGAUGGAGGCGUGGGGAGAUCAGCUCAUGGAAAAAACCAAGCAAGAAGCAGCUGAACUUGAAGAGGAAAACCAUGAUGAACAUGAGCAUGAAGUUGCAGAAAGGGAAGCUCUGGAAAGAACAAGACAUGAGGAAGAGAAGCAUCAGCUGGAAGAGCAGAAACAAGCAGAGAUGUUGCUUCAGCAAGUAGAAGAGCUGAAAUUACAGGAGGCAGAGGCCACAAAGCUGAAAAAAGAACAAGAGAAUUUAUUGAAGCAGCAGUGGGAGUUGGAGAACUUGGAAGAAGAAAGGAGACAAAUGGAAGAGCACCGGAAGAAGAAAGAGCUUGGUCGGUUUUUGAAGCAUCAGUGUGAUGCCCAGCUGAAGAGACGAGCCCAGCAGAUCCAAGAGGAGCUGGAGAUGGACAGGCAGAUCCUAUCAGCCCUCCUGGAGAAGGAGGACGAGGAGCAGCGCCGCCGUUGCGCGCAGCGGGAGCGAGCGGUCGCCGACGUGGCCUGGAUGAAAAAGGUCAUCGAGGAGCAGCUCCAGCUAGAAAAGCAGAGGGAGGCAGAGCUGCAGACUAUUUUCAGAGAAGAAGCUCAAAAAAUGUGGGAGAAGAGGGAAGAGGAAUGGGAAAGGGAGAAGGUGGCCAGAGAUCGCCUGAUGAAUGAGGUCCUGGCAGGCAGGCAGCGCCAGAUCCAGGAGAAGAUGGCCCUGAACAGGCAAGCCCAGGAGGAGUCUAUAAAGUAUCGAGAGCAGCUCAUUCAGGAGCUGGAGGAGGCAAAAGAGCUGGCAAAGAGGGAGAAGGAGCAGGAGGAGAAGCUGAAGAGAGCCCACAGGCAGGAGCUGGAGACACAGGUGGCAGAGCGUCGCAGGCAAAAGCAGGAGGAGCAGCAGCACCAGCAGGAGGAGGCAGAGCAGAGCUCAGCCUGGCAGCAGGACAGGGAGCUGGCACGACACAAGCAUGGGUACAACAGCAGGGUAGGUAGCAGGGGCUGCUGUGGGCACAGGUCACCCUGAAA
Molecule: messenger RNA, 1404 nt
Organism: Dryobates pubescens (Downy woodpecker)
Lineage: Eukaryota; Metazoa; Chordata; Aves; Piciformes; Picidae
Gene: TCHP
Product: trichoplein keratin filament binding
Exons: 10
Coding region: 11-1402 (463 amino acids)
Biological process (GO): apoptotic process
Cellular component (GO): keratin filament
Source: RefSeq, a predicted model, not a curated record